GGACCAUGCUCAGGGUUUUGAUGGAUGAAGAUGGAGGAAGCAUAGGUGGUGGUGGUGAUGGAUGGUUAAGGGCCGAGGGGGCGGGAUGGGAGGACUUGGAGAGGAUUGAGGUGGGUAUAAUGUUUCCUCAGGAAACCUAGGGAGGUUAACGGAGAUGGUUUGCUUUGAAUGUAAAUGGAGUGCAAUUGAUGGACAAUGAUGGGCAGUUAGGUAAUGGUUAUACAGGAUUGUCGGGGUUUGGUUCCGGGUGACAAAGUUACACCAGCGUUAAUCAUAAAUAUGAGGAGAUUUUUGCUUGUUCCCUCGCUUUUUUUUCUUUUUUCUCCUUUGCUUCGUAUUUCCUGUUUCGCCUGAUGCGCGGUAGUUGGCUGAUAUACGGGUGUGUUGGUGGAUGGAAUGAUUGGACGUAUUAUGAUACCUAGCUACGAUCGAGGCUAUAAUUCCAAGGAGAAAUAUGAUUCACGAACGCCGAGCCCUGCUCCUAGUCCACCCAACUCCAAAUCCUACUACUCUCCCGGUAGGCGCGGACCGAACCCUGGCUCCACGAUUCAAUCACCCCCAGGCUAGCCCAACCUACGGCACAAAUGCCCCGACUGAGAACGAGUGUUCCCUCCCGUGCAAUUCCCAUCUCUACAAGCAUUGUGCCUUAUGACAGAGCCACAGUAUGCCACCACCCGCGCAGUUCUCAUCUAUUGCCGAGUGACAUGCCAUGAACUCCAAUGCUGUAUUAUAGACCCCGCACCGAGUUACCGGUACUGUAUUGUAGUGGGUGUGGUUGGAAGAUAAUUCCCCCAAAUUGGUGCUUAAGAGCCCGAUUAGGUUGGCCGAAGCUUAUAUACAGCGCUUCUCAUCGGUGAAAAGCUUGUGGUCUCUUUUUCAAUGGUACCCUACUUGUAUCAUAACUGGGUUACACAUGUGUCCUAAAGUAGACUGUGAUUGCACAAGUACCGGCAUUUAUGCUGUACUCGAGAGCUGAAACCGGUAUACGAGUAUUUUUGCUUACAAUUUGAUGUAAGCGGAAAGUUUAUUCCGUGGGAAAAUAUUUUUCUUUCAUUCAUUGUGAUAUGGAUUAUUCGAAAGGGAUAGUCCAAUAUACCGGUACUCGAGUACUCGUACAGGUACUCGUACUGUACAAGUAAGGGGGAAAGUUGGAUUGGGGAGUCUCACAUCAAUGGUGUGAUAGUCUACCUUCAGUCAUCGAGACCAUGAUAAUCGGUAGGAUACCAUAGUCGGUUAGGCGAAAAAAACCCCCCCACGUUGCGGCAAUGGGAAAGCGAGUAUGAUAGAACUAUUGCUUGUAACGCAAGGGGAUUAGUUAUCGGCUUUUUCCCCCUUCCAUUUCAUUGGUCAGAAUAAAGCCCCCUGGGCAAAACUGGAAGGCAGAUGUUUGCUUUUUUCCUGGAGCUGAAAACUCACCAACCCCGUCCCUCUUGCUCGGCAACACCAUGGCUGUCUCCAUUACUCCUUUUCUUCUUCCUCGUUUCUGCACUUUCCAUCCUUCACGAUGAGGAUUCGAUAUUUCAGUUUUUCGAUAUUGGCUGUUGUUGAAGCGCGUCUUGUUCCUCAACUUUUCCUCGCCCCGCCAGCACAAUGUAUCCCAGGGCCGCCCACGGGGGUUAUAGGGGCCAUGGGAGCGAUUGUCACGCCUCCACCGCAUCCGGAUCUGGUGAAGAGAGCGACUGCUAAUUUUUAUUGCACGGGGGUCAUGGCGGAUGUGCAAUGCCCUUCGGUACGCGGGUUUAAGGGGAACUGUGUGGUUGUGUCUUCUACUGGACAAUGCUGUUAUGAAACUAAUAUCGCAAGGUGUGCCCGCGGGGGGGAUUGCAGGGAUUUUACCGCCGGGUGUGGUACUGCUUGCUGCACAGAAGCCUUUCCAUACUGCAACACUGAAGUAGUCCCCAACGACGCCGUAUACCCUCACUGCGAACAGACCUCGAAUCCAACCUACACAAACAGUUACUACUUGAACGGGAACACCCCAGGAAUCGGCGUCCUCACCUCCAGGCGUAGCGAUCUGGGACUGACGGGGACAACUAAGCCUGGAAGCAGCCCCUCUAUCGUCACCGUAACACACUCUACCGCUCCUCCGUCGGCUACCACUUCAAGAGGCACAGACUCAGAACCUAUGUCUGGAGGUGCGAUCGCGGGUAUCGCUAUCGGUGGGGCAGCAGGAUUAGGUGCACUCGCGCUCGGUGUCUUCUUUCUAUUCUUCAAAAAGAAGCCGACGGCCCCGGCUCAGAGUGGGGGCAUGGCGGAGUACACGCAGCAACAACACCUGCAGCAAUAUGUCCCACAGCCGAUCCAGAGUCCUGGAUUCGCCCACGGACACGACGACCCAUCCACGCCAAAGCCAUAUCCCGAGCAACAGCUGGCAGAAGCUCCGGCGAAUGAGACCCCUAUUGUUGGGUAUAGGCCCGCAUGGGAACUGCCAGCCAGUAAUCAUUAGGAACGUGCAUGAGUAGAUAGCUUUUAUUUCUUUUUGUCAUGAUAUUUCUCAGCGGUGGUUUCGGGGAUGGCGCGAUCAGGGAUGUCUUUCCUCUUUUCCUAUUCCAUGAUGUGGUCAAAUUAAUUUAGUUUUUUUUUUUUUUCUCAAUGUUUAUUUUGAAAUUAGACGUUAUUGGGGGUAUCAUAGCCAAUGUGCGAAUGCUGGUAUUAACGGAAAGUUGUCACUGGUGCCUAGGCUGCUGUCCCCCGUGCUUAUGUGCUUA
This is a messenger RNA of Tuber melanosporum (Perigord truffle), 2708 nucleotides long. RefSeq lists its product as uncharacterized. NCBI's taxonomy places the organism in Eukaryota, Fungi, Ascomycota, Pezizomycetes, Pezizales, Tuberaceae. The coding region runs from base 1628 to 2446 and encodes 272 amino acids. The record is from RefSeq and is a predicted model, not a curated record. The transcript has 5 exons.